AUGGGCAAAAAUUGCGCAAGUCAACAAAUUGCAAACUGCGUUUUAGUAGGGAAAUGAGAUGUCAGAAUUUAUGAAUGGUUCUUUUUUGUCAUUUCCUUUCGUAGGGAAGACGUCUUGGAUUGUAUAUCUGAAACAUGGAGGUAACUGCACCAGAAUCUAAACCCCCUGAAGAAAAGAUGGGUGAAAAAAAUGAAAAAAUACCAUUAACAAUUAGUGACCACCAUGGAGGGACCUAUGAAUCUUUAGUAUCAAGAGAUAAUUCAAUCAUUUAUUGUUGCCACGGCAAUGCAGCAGAUGAAUGUUGCCAAAAUGGAAUAUCGAAAUCAACAGAAAAAAUACCAAGAAAAGAAAGCAUAUUAGUAGAUUCUCAUUGCCACGAAGAUAAAGAAUUGGGCAUUGAUAAGAUUGCGAGACGAAAACUAGUAUUCGCCAGUAUUCUUUGCUUAUUCUUUAUGAUUGGUGAAGCUGUAGGUAGGUG
Messenger RNA from Parasteatoda tepidariorum (common house spider), 478 nucleotides. The record is from RefSeq and is a predicted model, not a curated record. Lineage: Eukaryota; Metazoa; Arthropoda; Arachnida; Araneae; Theridiidae.